Molecule: messenger RNA, 3510 nt
Organism: Gorilla gorilla gorilla (western lowland gorilla)
Lineage: Eukaryota; Metazoa; Chordata; Mammalia; Primates; Hominidae
Gene: ZNF630
Product: zinc finger protein 630
Exons: 5
Coding region: 1289-3262 (657 amino acids)
Biological process (GO): regulation of transcription by RNA polymerase II
Molecular function (GO): RNA polymerase II cis-regulatory region sequence-specific DNA binding; DNA-binding transcription factor activity
Source: RefSeq, a predicted model, not a curated record
GGCGGAUCACGAGGUCAGGAAAUCGAGACCAUCCUGGCUAACACGGUGAAACCCCGUCUCUACUAAAAAUACAAAAAAAUUAGCUGGGCGUGGUGGCGGGCUCCUGUAGUCCCAGCUACUGGGGAGGCUGAGGCAGGAGAAUGGAGUGAACCAGGGAGGCGGAGCUUGCAGUGAGCCGAGAUCGCGCCACUGCACUCCAGCCUGGGCGACAGAGCGAGACUCCAUCUCAAAAACAAAAAACAAAAAAAAAAACAGACAAUGUCCUGUGGAAUUUAGGAGGAUAACUAAUUUUUUAGGGCAUCCAGAAGCAAAGGGUGUUGCCUGAAAAUCUUAGUGCUAGGACAGCUUGGGAGGAGUUCUUUACUUUUUGUUCCUCUACCACCUCGCUCUAAAUCACUGGCAGUGUGAUCUUAGACAACUCAUGAAACCUCUCUAGGCAUCAGUUUCCCACUGCGAAAUGAGGAUAAUAGCAGGGCCUACCCUGUGAGGCUUGGGAUGAGAAGUGAGUUAAUACCUGAAUGUUACCUAUUUGCCAUAGUUUUGCAGCACUGAUUUUGUAUAUAUUUCAUGGAUCUUCUUUGAACUCAAGGUUACUGCUGCUCAUGUAAUACCAAAAUCUGGUGAAGGAAGUUAAAUACCAAGGAAUAAGGUUUUGUCAGCUAGGGUUGCUUUGGAGGGUCACAAACCGUUGUAAUAUCUAAGACUUUUUUUUUUGUUUUUGUUUUGUUUUGUUUUGCCUCCAAGAACUAAUUUUUGUCCCCUUGGGGGCAGUAUCACCCCCAGUGAGAAUGUGUGAUCUACAUGGUAUUUUUUCUUUUGUUUUCUUUUCUUUUCCUUUUUUUUUUUUUUUCUUUGACAGGGUCUCACUCUGUUGCCCAGGCUGGAGUGCAAUGGCGUGAUUUCAGCACAUUGCAACCUCCGCCUCCUGGGUUCAAGUGACUCUCCUGCCUCAGCCUGCCAAGUAGCCAGGACUACAGGUGUGCACCACCAUGCCCGGCUAAUUUUGUUUAUUUUUUGUAGAAACAAGGUCUCACUAUGUUGCUCAGGCUGGCCUCGAACUCCUGGACUCAAGCAAUCCUCCUGCCUUGGCCUCCCAAAGUACUGGGAUGACAGGACGAAGUUCCGGAAAUGGAAUUACCGAGUCAGAUGAGAAACACAAGUCAUCAAUGAAUUAACAAGCAACACAUUGUCACAUCCAGCUGUUGAAGAGUGGUUAACUCAGCUUGAUCUCCGAAGACUCUUCUGCACCCCACCCCGCCCCCAACUGCUUUCCAAAGAGAAACAGAAAAUGAUUGAGUCCCAGGAACCAGUGACAUUUGAGGAUGUGGCUGUGGACUUCACCCAGGAAGAGUGGCAGCAGUUGAAUCCUGCUCAGAAGACCCUGCAUAGGGAUGUGAUGCUGGAGACCUAUAAUCACCUGGUCUCUGUGGGGUGUUCAGAUAUAAAACCAGAUGUAAUCUUUAAGGUGGAACAUGGAAAGGACCCAUGGAUCAUAGAGAGUGAGUUGUCAAGGUGGAUCUACCCAGACAGAGUGAAAGGCCUUGAAUCUUCCCAGCAGAUCAUUUCUGGAGAACUUUUAUUUCAAAGGGAGAUACUAGAAAGAGCCCCAAAGGAUAAUUCAUUGUACUCUGUUUUAAAAAUCUGGCAUAUUGAUAAUCAGAUGGAUAGAUAUCAAGGAAAUCAAGACAGAGUUUUGAGGCAGGUCACAGUCAUCAGUCGUGAAACAUUGACUGAUGAGAUGGGUUCCAAGUACAGUGCAUUUGGGAAAAUGUUCAAUCGGUGCACAGACCUUGCUCCUUUAAGUCAAAAAUUCCAUAAGUUUGAUUCAUGUGAAAAUAGCUUGAAGUCUAAUUCAGACUUACUAAAUUAUAACAGGAGCUAUGCAAGAAAGAACCCCACUAAGAGAUUUAGAUGUGGGAGACCACCUAAGUAUAAUGCUUCCUGUUCUGUGCUUGAGAAGGAAGGCUUCAUUCAUACUGGAAUGGAGCCCUAUGGAGAUAGUCAAUGUGAAAAAGUUCUCAGUCAUAAGCAAGCCCAUGUUCAGUAUAAGAAAUUUCAAGCCAGAGAGAAACCCAAUGUUUGUAGUAUGUGUGGGAAAGCCUUUAUCAAGAAGUCACAGCUCAUUAUACAUCAAAGAAUUCAUACUGGAGAGAAACCAUAUGUAUGUGGAGAUUGUAGGAAAGCCUUCAGUGAGAAAUCACACCUCAUUGUGCAUCAGAGGAUUCAUACUGGGGAUAAACCCUAUGAAUGUACUAAGUGUGGAAGAGCAUUCUCCCAGAAGUCACCUUUCACUGUUCAUCAGAGAGUCCAUACUGGAGAGAAACCCUAUGAGUGUUUUGAGUGUCCAAAAGCUUUCUCCCAGAAGUCACAUCUAAUUAUACAUCAGAGAGUUCAUACCAGAGAGAAGCCCUUUGAAUGCAGUGAAUGCAGGAAAGCCUUCUGUGAGAUGUCUCACCUUUUUAUACACCAGAUAACUCAUACUGGGAAGAAGCCCUAUGAGUGUACUGAAUGUGGGAAGACCUUCCCUCGGAAAACACAGCUCAUUAUACAUCAGAGAACGCAUACUGGAGAGAAGCCCUAUAAGUGUGGUGAAUGUGGGAAAACUUUCUGCCAACAGUCCCACCUCAUAGGACAUCAAAGAAUUCAUACAGGAGAAAAACCUUAUGUGUGUACUGACUGUGGGAAGGCCUUUUCCCAGAAGUCACACCUCACUGGCCAUCAAAGACUUCAUACUGGAGAGAAACCUUAUAUGUGUACUGAAUGUGGAAAAUCCUUCUCUCAGAAAUCACCUCUUAUCAUACACCAGAGAAUUCAUACAGGGGAGAAACCUUAUCAAUGUGGUGAAUGUGGCAAAACCUUCUCCCAGAAAUCACCCCUCAUUAUUCAUCAGAGAGUUCACACAGGGGAGAAACCCUAUGAGUGUACUGAGUGUGGGAGGGCCUUUUCCCUGAAGUCACAUCUCAUUCUACAUCAGAGAGAUCAUACUGGAGAGAAACCCUAUGAAUGUAGUGAAUGUGGAAAGGCCUUCUGUGGAAAGUCUCCACUCAUUAUACAUCUGAAAACUCAUCCUAGGGAGAAAACCCCUGAAUGUGCUGAGUCUGGAAUGACUUUUUUCUGGAAAUCACAGAUGAUUACAUAUCAGAGAAGACACACUGGGGAGAAACCCUCCAGAUGCAGUGACUGUGGGAAGGCCUUCUGCCAGCAUGUAUACUUUACUGGGCAUCAGAAUCCAUAUAGGAAAGACACCUUGUAUGUGUGCUGAUUGUGGGAAGGCCUAUUCCCAGAAGUCAGUCCUCAUUGUCUAUGGGAAAACUCACAUUGAAUAGAAAUAGUGACAACUUCUCAACUGUAGAAUAGACUCAUAUGUUCCUCAGUAUACAUGAUUACCCUUCCACAGAAUGAUCUGCUUAGGCCCUCAGAAUAUUUUCAACACCACAAAUAUGGAAUUGAUUUGCUCACCCUCAAACUGUCUCAGCCCCCUUCACAGAAUAAAUGUAUCUGGAAAAAUUA